AGUGCUUUUUCACUAGAUGAACGGACACUAUGAUUGAUAUUGUACUGUAUAGCAAAAGUUUAAUGUGUAAUCGAAGCUAACUGACUUUAAAAAUUUGUAUCAACAGAAUUAUAUUCUUCUUUAGAUUGUGUUAGUAAUAAUAUUGUUGUAAUCAUAAUGGAUGUUAUAUUAUCCUUAAAAGAUAAGCAUGUAAAAGUUUCCAAUUCACAGAUUAAAGAUUUAUUACAAAAACAAAUAAAAUUUAUUGAUGAAGUGAAACAAAAACAAAAAGAUUGCAACGAAAAUGAAAUAAAGAUCCAGGAACUAACAAUAAAAGUAACCUCAAUGAAGGAAAAUCUUAAAUGUGAGCAACAGGCAUUGGAGUAUAAGAAUCAUGAUUUAUCUAAACAUUUAGACUAUAUAGCAAAGCUGAAGGCAGAAAAAAUAAAACUUUUAGAAGAAAAUCAGUUAUUAGAAUUACAGAGGAAUAAAUUAAAAAACUGUAAGCAAAAUUUGAAAGAUCAAAAAUUAUUAGAUCAGGGAAGAAGAAAAUAUACACUGUACAAAGAAUUAAGUGGAAUACGGUGGGAUUUUGAAACAUUUAAAGAAAAUGUUAGAGGUUAUGUGAAAAAUAAAGAAAAGUACAUUCAUCAUUUUUCUUAUAAAAAUGAAAAUGUACAAAAUUUAAAUAAGCUGUUAUGGCAAGAAAUAUAUCAAUCUACAAUUGAAGCAGAAAAUAAAGAACAUGAUAAAGAAAGUGUACAAAUAAAUGCUAUAUAAGUGUAGUUUACAUUUAUAUGAAUAUUGAACGCUUUGAAAAUUUUAAAAUAAAAAUAUUUUAAAGUAAAA
Messenger RNA from Osmia bicornis bicornis, 828 nucleotides. RefSeq lists its product as uncharacterized. Lineage: Eukaryota; Metazoa; Arthropoda; Insecta; Hymenoptera; Megachilidae. The record is from RefSeq and is a predicted model, not a curated record. Bases 157 to 759 code for a protein of 200 amino acids. The transcript has 5 exons.